Molecule: messenger RNA, 6832 nt
Organism: Oncorhynchus keta (chum salmon)
Lineage: Eukaryota; Metazoa; Chordata; Actinopteri; Salmoniformes; Salmonidae
Gene: gak
Product: cyclin G associated kinase
Exons: 28
Coding region: 226-4116 (1296 amino acids)
Biological process (GO): regulation of clathrin-dependent endocytosis; positive regulation of Notch signaling pathway; protein phosphorylation
Cellular component (GO): cytoplasm
Molecular function (GO): AP-2 adaptor complex binding; protein serine/threonine kinase activity; ATP binding
Source: RefSeq, a predicted model, not a curated record
ACGUCACGAGAUGCGUCAUCACCUCACGGAAGUGCAGUCAUGGCCACUCUAGAUGAGUAGGACGAUAAUGUUUGUGUAGCGAAGGAAUCAAAUAACUAGACACCGACGUUCAUAAUUAACUUAACAACAUCACUGAUUUGAUUUUUUAAAACCUUUGCCUACAGCAUAUUAUCUCUGUAAGGCCUGGAAAGAGCUCGCUGAGCUACACCGGGGACGCAGGACAAAAUGUCCCUCUUCCAGUCGGCACUUGAUUUCCUGGCAGGGCCCGGUGGCACUGGAGGCGCAAGUCGAGACCAAAAUGAUUUUGUUGGGCAAAUUGUGGAGCUUGGUGACAUGAAACUGAGAAUCAAAAGGGUUAUAGCUGAAGGUGGUUUUGCAUUUGUGUAUGAAGCUCAGGACAUAGGCAGCAGUAAAGACUAUGCUCUCAAGAGGCUCCUGUCCCACGAGGAGGAGAAGAACAAAGAAAUCAUCCAGGAGGUCUGCAUCAUGAAAAAGCUCUCUGGUCACCCCAACGUGGUGCAGUUCAGCUCUGCAGCGUCCAUUGCCAAGGAGGAGUCGGACACGGGCCAGGCUGAGUUCCUCAUUCUCACAGAGCUCUGUAAAGGUCAACUGGUGGACUUCAUCAAGCGGGUGGAGCAGAAGGGACCCAUGUCAUGUGACACAGUGCUGAAGAUCUUCUACCAGUCGUGUCGCGCCGUGCAGCACAUGCACAAACAGAAGCCUCCUAUCAUCCACCGGGAUCUUAAGAUUGAGAACUUGCUGAUCAGUCACCAAGGCACCAUCAAGCUGUGUGACUUUGGCAGUUCCACCACAAUAGCCCACUACCCUGACUACGGCUGGUCGGCCCAGAAGAGGUCCAUGGUUGAGGAUGAGAUCACCAGAAACACUACUCCGGCCUACAGGACACCUGAGAUGAUUGACCUGUACUCCAACUUCCCCAUUAACGAGAAGCAGGACAUCUGGGCAUUGGGUUGUAUCCUCUACUUGUUGUGUUUUAAGCAGCACCCCUUCGAGGAAGGCGCUAAGCUGCAGAUAGUCAACGGGAAGUACGCCAUCCCCCAGAAUGACGUCAAGUACACUGUUUACCACGAGCUCAUCAGGUCCAUGCUGAAGAUCAACCCAGAGGAGAGGCUGUCCAUCACAGAGCUGGUCAACCAACUACAGGAGAUCGCUGCGGCGCGCAAUGUCAACCCCAAGUCUCCCAUCACAGAGCUGCUGGAGCAGAACGGAGGCUUUGGCAACAACGGCGCACAGCCCCCAGCCCAGAACCACAACAUCCACAACGCAGGGGUGUACGGUGCAGACCCGGACCAGGGCGGGGGCUUUCUCGACAUCCUGAAGGGAGGAACCGAACGCUUUCUGACCAACAUCAAAGACACCUCCUCUAAAGUCAUCCAGUCUGUGGCCAGUUAUACAAAGGGAGACCUGGAUAUCUCUUACAUCACCUCUAGAAUAGCAGUCAUGUCCUUCCCGGCGGAGGGAGUGGAGUCUGCCAUUAAGAACAACAUGGAGGAUGUGCGUCUCUUCCUGGAUGGCCGUCAUGCAGGACACUACGCCGUCUACAACUUGACCAAGCGCUCUUACAGACCCACCCGCUUCCACAACAGAGUGUCGGAGUGUGGCUGGCAGGCUCGGCGGGCACCCAACCUGAGGAGCCUCUACAGCCUCUGUAAGAACAUGCACCUGUGGCUGAAACAGGACCAGAGGAACAUCGCCGUAGUCCACUGCCUGGACGGGCGGGCGGCCUCGGCCGUGGCGGUGUGCUCCUUCCUGUGUUUCUGCCGCCUCUUCACCACGGCUGAGGCGGCCGUAUACAUGUUCAGUAUGAAGCGCUGUCCCCCGGGGAUCUCCCCUUCCCACAAGAGGUACAUGGAGUACAUGUGUGACAUGAUGGCUGACGAGCCCAUCACCCCGCACAGCAGACCCAUCCUCAUCCGCUCCAUCACCAUGACGCCUGUGCCUCUCUUCAACAAGCAGAAGAGUGGCUGCCGGCCCUUCUGCGAGGUUUACGUGGGAGACGAGCGCGUGGCCACCACUUCCGGGGAGUACGACAAGAUGAAGGACUUUAAGCUGGAGGACGGACGGGCUGAGAUCCCCUUGAACGUGACGGUGCAGGGGGAUGUGCUGGUGGUCAUCUUCCAUGCCCGCUCAACCCUGGGGGGCCGCCUUCAGGCCAAGAUGGCUUCCAUGAAGAUGUUCCAGAUUCAGUUUCACACAGGGUUUGUGCCCCAGAACGCCACCACGGUCAAGUUUGCAAAGUAUGACCUGGACGCCACUGACAUCCAGGAGAAGUACCCGGACCUCUUCCAGGUCCACCUGGAUAUGGAGGUGGAUCCCUGCGACAGGCCGAGCAACAAGACUCCACCCUGGGACAACUUUGCCACAAAGGGCCUCAACCCAAAGAUCCUUUUCUCCAGCCGGGACGAGCAGCAGGAGAUCCUCACCAAGUUUGGCAAACCAGAGCUUCCCCGACAACCGGGCUCUUUCUCCGGUUCUUUCUACGACACCGCGUCGCCUCCGUUGGAACAGACUCCUGAUAGCUCCACCAUGGAGGCAGAAUCUCACCAGAGCACCGAUACCAACGCCAACAACUUCUUCCAGACUCUGGAUUGGGAUGAUGGGAGUGGACAUGGAGCGGACGCUGGAGCGGACGCUUCGGACAGCCUGGGAGGCACCAUUGACGACCAGGACGAGCUCAGUGACGCCUCCGUGGACGAGGAGUCCAACUCCGGCCUGGCCGGCGAACCCCUCUCCAGGGAGCCUAGCGAGUCCCUGUUCAACGCUGAGUUCCAGGCUGCCGCCACACCCCAGGAGUCCCCAGGGCCCAGCGACACGGCUGACCUGUUGGGUCUCACCUCCGACCUCAGCUCCACCGCCCCACCACAACCCUCCACGGCAGCAGGCGGCAUGAAGGCCUCGUCUAGUAACAGUGACCUUCUCAACGACCUGUUUGCCCCCACGCCCAGCAGCAACGCUCAGCAGGGCAGCUCCAACAACCUGAUUGGGGACGGAGGUGCCCAAGAGGACCUCUUCUUCAGUAACCCCGCUGCACCGCCAGACUCGGCCACACCCAAACCAAUAAAUGACCUGUUUGACCUGUUCGGGAUGGGAUCUUCAUCCAAUCAGACCGGACCCGACCUGUUUGGGGACCUGCUGAGCUCCGACACCAACACUAACCCCCCGCCCACCUCCAACUCCAGCCUUUUCAACCUCAACAAGCUGACCAACAAUCCCCCUAAGAUGACUUCGUCUGCCAGCCAACCAGACCUGCUUGGAGGGUGGGACAGCUGGGCAUCGAGUGGGAGCAUGGCCGCCGCCUCCUCCCAUAAGCCAGCCUUCCCAGCUCCCGGAGUGUCUUCCUUCUCCAAAGCAAAGUCUCAGAGCUUUGACCCGUUUGCAGACUUGGGAAAACUGGGUCCUACGCUGCCAGGUUCCUCCAGUGGCAGUUUCUCAGGCCCAGGCUUCAACCCAAAGAGUGGGGCAUCCACCAAGACUCCUGGGCAGUCGUGGCAGCAGUCUGGCCGGCCCUCCGCUGGCCAAAGCAAGCCCUGGAUGGCCCCCAGUGCUGCUGCCCCCAAAGCCCAGCCACCCAAGCCUGUGCCCCAGCCAGCCAAACCCAACUACAACCUUAACUUCAGUGUGAUCGGGGGCCGAGAGGAGAGAGGCGUCAGGGGCCCAGGAUUUGGUCCAAAACCCAAAGUCAAAGAGGACGACUUUGAAGACCUGCUCUCCACUCAGGGUUUUGCCUCCAAGCUAUCAGACAAGAGUGGACCCAGGACCAUCGCAGAGAUGAGGAAACAGGAGCUCUCAAGGAACAUGGACCCCCUCAAACUGCAGAUCCUGGAUUGGAUUGAGGGGAAGGAGAGGAACAUCCGGGCCCUCCUCUCCACGCUUCAUACAGUCCUGUGGGAGGGCGAGACGCGCUGGAAGCCCGUAAACAUUGCAGACCUAGUCACUCCAGACCAGGUUAAGAGGUACUACAGGAAAGCUGCGCUGGUGGUGCACCCUGAUAAGGCCGCCGGAAAGCCCUACGAAGAUUACGCUACACUGAUCUUCAUGGAGCUCAACGACGCCUGGUCCGAGUUUGAGAACCAAGGCAGCAAAGCCCUCUUCUAAGACUUACUGGAUGGGGCCCAUAUUGGGUCCUUCAGGGUUGCGGCCCCUCCCACACACACACCUUAGAGAGGUCUGCCAACUCUCCUGCAGUUGAGAAAAAGGCACCUUACUUUAUUUCUCAUCUGCAGUUCAACAUCAUCGCCCAUUUAAAAAAAACACUGCCACCACAUGCAAAGGGUGGCAUGGGUGGAAGACUAGUGGUUCAAAAGCGUGGAGGAUGGGAGGGAUGGAUAUGACGACAGAGACAAUCACUGAGAAGACCAGAUGGUCACCAACCAGGCUCCAUCCAUUCGGAAAUGUGGGGACUGUAUGGCCACUGGGACCCCGUAGACUUUGUUGCUGUGAACACGGCUCUAUUCCUUCACACUCCUUGGACAGACCUUUCUGCAGCGUUCUUUCUUUCCGAGAGACCAAGAGUUCAUGCUGUUGUUGCUUCUUGACAGAACCAUUCUCCCACUAACAGACUCCUCCUUCCACCACAAGCCCUCUACCGUAAGCGCCUUGCUCUGCGGAUGGCAAAAAAAAUUACGCUUGCUCAUAACUGCCCCCCCCCCCCGGCAACAUAGGAGACAAAUAGAGAAUAUAGAGAUUUCAUCUGGUUGCUUUUUGCCAUGUGGAAUUGUGCAAUAUGUUUGGUCUUUUUUGUUUUCUCUGUCAAUGAUAGUCCUCACUUAAGUGUAAAUAUUUUCUCAAUGAUGUGGUUCUUUCGGUAGUAGAUAGUGAGAUGCUGAAACACACAGAGGUGUGUGUUGUUUAAGGAUGGUAGCUCACCAUCUCGCUCUCUCUACCAGUGGAUCAUCAUGCCUUUCUUUUCCAAUGGUCUUGUGUUUAUUCCACUUAUGACACAAAUGGUUUACAGGGAGUUUUCAUUGCAACCCUCCAUGUUGUGUUCCAUAGCUGUUGUUUUUCUCUUUACUUUAAAAUGACCUGAAGCUUUUUGUGUUUUUUUUUUUAUUUUUUUUUUUACAUUUUACCUCAUGGACCAAUUUAAAACACCUAUUUUCUUAUCGUUGUGGGGUAUCAUAAGUAUCCAUGACAUUUAAUUGCAGAACUUAAUAAAUAAAAAAAUAAUAUAUGAAUUGAAUGUCUUGAAUGUGAUGGAGGGAAUGGGCAUUUAUAGGUGGUCUCAUGACAGUUGUUUUGCCGAGCUGAAAUCAUUCCGAAGCGUCUUAACAUGAAUGUGUUUUUAUAUGGUCUUUGUUGGGUAUAUGUAGCUUCUGUUUUAGUCUUGCUUCCUUCUGUGUAACUUUGUUUCCCCCCCCCCCUCCCUAUUUCUACAUUUGAGUUAUUUAGCUCUUAUCCAGAGCAAUUUACAUGAGCACUUAGGGUUAGGGUUGCCUAACUUAGGGUUAGGGUUGCCUAACUUAGGGUUAGGGUUGCUCUAGGGCACAUCGACAGUCUCUGGGAUUCAAACCAGCAACUUUCCAGUUACUGGCCCGACCAGUUUUUUUUCUCUCACUUAUUCGUCUGUGGGAUUCAAACCAGCAACUUUCCAGUUACUGGCCCAACUCUCUUAACUGCUAGGCUACCUGCCACCCAUCCCAUGACUGGGAUCGCUGACUCUGUUCAUUCCCCACCUAUUGAAACCUUAUUUUUGUGUGAUUCCAGUAACACUAUGGCUGUGUUUACACAGUCAAUCCAAUUCAGAUAUUUUGUCCAAGUAUUUGCAAAAGAGCCGAUCGGAUUGGUCAAAAGACCAAUUAGUGGAUAAAGAUCAGAAUUGGGCUGCCUGUGUAAAUGCAGCCGAUAAGGGGAUACUUGAUUGUAAGUCUGCCAUUUUGAAUAGACAUCAUUUUGACAGUAUCAUGUUAGUACACUAUAAGGAGAAAGAAAGCCUACUCAACCAAAUUAAAAUAUGAAUGUAGAUUUCAGUACAGAAAUAAAAAGGUUUUGAUCAGAGGCAUGAAAAGACUGAAGUGGAUGGUAUUGAUUGUCUCGAUAUGAGGAGAUGGAUGAGAAAGGGUUCAUGUUAUGUGAAGAGCUGGCCAGUGAUAUUAACUGAGUUUUCAAAGAUCAAGGUAUUUCACAAAGUGACAAUAUUAUGAUGGGGUUUGAAAACAUUGCAGUGAAAGAAAUGUGGUUUUGAUUACCAUGGAGUAUUCUUGAGACAAGUUGUGAAAAUAAUUGUUACAAAAUGAAUGGCCAUUUUACUAAUGGUUGUAAAGCCUUUAAAUGGUUUUGCUUAUCAUGUUUGUCCUUUUAAUGCAGACUAAGAGGGAUAUUGAUUAUACAUUCAGAUAGUGCUGUGAGCCUUUUAUAGAAAAAUACAUCUCAUCAUCCCCAUUUAUUGCAAACCAUUGAGCUAAUCUACUAUUAUUAAAGUCACAUGUUGGCAUUACAGAAUGAUUGACAUUGAAUAUACCGUAUAAUAUUCAAGUAAACAGUGCAUCGAUUUUGAGAGAAUGUUGACUCAGUGAACAUUUUUACCCAUGAGGAAGACUAGUAAAGAAAAUCUCCCUUUUUUUCUGAUUACAAGCAUCAGCUGCUGAAUGCAACUGACCAGUGUGAUAGAUGAACCAUCAAACCUUCCCAAUUUGUUAACAUAUCCAGGUAGUAAACACAACCCACACGUUAGGCCGUACAUUUAAUUCCACAUGGACUCUGGACCACCACCAUUCUAAAACUGAGGUUCCUUCCUGCUGACAAACCGUUUAUUUCUUCCCUUCUGUUUCUGGAAUGACAUUUAUGACCAUUAAAACACAAUCAUGAAAAAGUA